Zea mays is the source of this 1114-nucleotide messenger RNA. RefSeq lists its product as uncharacterized. The transcript has a single exon. The record is from RefSeq and is a predicted model, not a curated record. Lineage: Eukaryota; Viridiplantae; Streptophyta; Magnoliopsida; Poales; Poaceae. Bases 186 to 647 code for a protein of 153 amino acids.
CUUGGCAAUUUUGCACUCCCACCCCUCCAUUUUUCCCAGCCGCCACCUUCUUUCUUCCCUGCCUCUUCUUCUUCACGGCAGCAACAGCCACCAGCGACGCCCUCCCUGCUCCAUGGGCGCGGGUCUCUCUGCUCCAACCAUGGCCACCCAGCAACAGCGCCAUUCUUCCCCCUCGGCUCCCUGGGAUGCAGCAGCACACCAUCGCGGGAGCAGGGCCCCCAUGGGAGCGCCCCCUUAUCCACGACGUCAGCAGCAGGGAGCUUUUUCUUCCCCGCGCGCAGGAGCUCCAUGGCCGAGCUCGCCCAGGCCCCAACGCCUCUGCUCGGUCGCAGCUCUGCAGGCUCUCUCCACCGUGCCCCCUCCUUCCUCGGCGCGCUGAAGCUCCUCAUCCAUGGCGCCCAAGCCCUUCUUCUUCCUCUGCCCAACGCCCCCUCUUCUCCACUGCGUUAAGAGCAGGGAGCCUUUUUCUCCCCUGCGCGCAGGGAGCAGUUCCCUUGGCCGACGCCCUCUGUGGCAGCCAAGGCACCUCCCUCCCUCUCUGCUCGUGCGCAGGAAACCCCUCAAGCGCAGGGAAGAACAACAGCCCACCCUUCAAAACACCAAGCAGCGGCAGCAACCUCCAUGGCGCCCCUGCUUCCCUCCCAUAGCUGAGCGCCCUUGCUGUUCUCUUCAAUACCCCUUGGCUAUUCGACGGAAUACCCGUGAGAAAUAAUGUGUUGUGCACAGCCCCGUCCGCUAUGCCGUCGACCCUCGCUAGUGGUCGACGCCGCGCUUCGCGCUUGGCCCGUUCGACGAAACGCCAAGCCUUGUGGACAGCCCAUGUUACUAGCCUCGAUUCGUCCAGGUUGUUCACUUGGUAUUUUGUGGAUUAAUCUAUUUAAGCCUUGGUCGAUGUUGUGCAUGCGUGUAUAUGUGUAAGAAAAUGUAUUGGUAUGGAUUGAAGUUCGUGGCGAAAGAAAAAGAAGUAGAAAAGAACUCAAAUGUUUUUAUAUUUCGAUAGGAAUUUAUGCGAUGUGGUUGGAUGUGUGCGAUUUGUAGUUUGUACAAUUAUAUUUUUUGUCGAUGUGGUGUACAUUGGUGUUGGAGUGUGUGUGGGUAUAAAAUGUUUUGGUUA